Molecule: messenger RNA, 3141 nt
Organism: Phytophthora sojae
Lineage: Eukaryota; Oomycota; Peronosporomycetes; Peronosporales; Peronosporaceae
Exons: 7
Coding region: 1-3141 (1046 amino acids)
Source: RefSeq, a predicted model, not a curated record
AUGCAGUCCUCCGGCGGUCCUGGCAGCGCGCCGCCCUUCACCUUCCCGGACCUCGGUCCAGUCGUCCAGGACACUCAAUUGCGUGGCCCCACGGGGCAGGUCAUCGACUCGUCGGCGCUGGCCUCGGAGGCCUCGGUGUCGUCUGGUGCUGGUGGCAGCGCCGGAGCUGCUCCGUCACCAACUCCCGCCUCUGCAGGAGAACGCGGGGUGGCGGGCAGUCUCCAGGCCGCACCUUCGGUCGUCGCGCACCAUGCUUCGGCUGCAAGCACCGGAGAGACCUCGGCUUCGAGUGCAGUGGCUCCAACGUUGCCAACUCCCGCUUUGCCGUCCGCUAGCGGGGCUUCGUCGGACCCUGCGUGUACUCAGCUGGUCCCCAGGUCCUCGCCCGACUCCAGUCCUCUGCACGAGCCUUCGUCAAAUGCUACGCACUUCUGCCGCACGGGUGGCCCGCUGCCUGCAACUGCGUGCGAGGCUUCGGGACUUCCUCCGCGCUCCUCCGCGCAAUGGUAUGCUGUCGAAGACAUCGUUCACCACGAGGUGCAGGCUGCGGUCGAGGAGCUCCGCGAGCACUCGGAACGACGUUUCGCAAACUUCGCUCAGCUGAUGGUCGGCUUGGUGCGUCACCCUCCGCUUCGUGUCGACUACGAGCUGGACCAGAGGCCCGAGUGCGCUCAAUCCCUCGGCGAGGUAGUCGAGGCACUCAAUCCGGACCCUUGCGGGCUGCCUAUGGGCUGGGACGAAGAGAUGCGCAGGCUUCGGUUCGAGGAGACGGACCUCAAGAACCAGGCUCAGGUCCUGUGUACCCGAGCCUCGUUCGAGCGCAACGAGCUCUUCGAGGUGGUCAAGUCGCUUCGCCACGAGCGCGACGAAGUUUCGCGUCAGCUGAGGAAGCACAACACUGCCAUGGCUACGAACGACGAAACGAUCGCUCUGCUGAGGUCACAGUGUGAGCGCUACGAGGCUUCGCUCAAGGCUUCGGACUCGCUUCUGGCAAAGGAUCGUGAGCUCUUCAAGUCGGGUCUCCAAGAGUACAACCGCAACAUGAGGCAGCUCCGAAGCCUGCUCAUCAACCAAGCGCGUGGUCAACCGGAGGCUCGAGAACUCGUUCGGCGGAUGGAUGACAACGUCCUGCCCAGAGCAUUCGAUGCUUUCCUGGAGGUGUUCGACUCUGCAUAUUCCGCUCCAGGCGCGGCUCCUGCCACUCCAAGUUCUCGUGAAUCUUCGUCUCGAGCUGGCACUACUCGCCAUCGAGCUGCUGCUCCGGCUGAUGUCCAAGUCGAUGUCUCGAUGGAGCCUGCUGAGUCAGGCAACGACUCGGAUGACGAGUCGACCAGUCCUCCCCCAGCCAAGCGUCGUAAGCAUGCUCAUCGCAAGUCUCGGGAGACACAACAGGCUGGAUCCAACCGAGCUACAAGACUCGGUCGUUCUUCUGUCAACCUUCAGCAGAGAGCUCGUGCCAGGUCGGCUUGUCGCCCUUCGUCACUCAGGGCCCCAGUCGAGUCUGCGGCUCCAAAGGCUCGCCCUGUGGCGUCACAAUCUUCGGCGGCUGGAUCGGCUGCUCCCAGCACAAUUCCUCCGGCUUCUCCUCACCCUUCCGAGGCUUCUACUGCCCUCUUUUCCGACUCGUCAGAGGCUGAGGUCGAGUUCGAGACUUCGGACCGGAAUGACGAAGUUGAGGGCAAGCGUUCUGCUGAGAUUCGUCCGGCUUCGACUACGUCUUCUCUCCGCUCCAUGUCAGAUGUUGAGCGCGAGAAUGCGCCAGGCGACGAGGUUAUCGGCGACGCUACUGCACCUAGCGCUAGCGAGCCUUCGGCACCGGCUUCACCUCCACAUUCACGCUCUCAAGCCGAGAUGUCAAGCUUCGCUCGGGCGUCUACACCGCCAGCCCCAGUCCACGGGGAGCAACCCCUCGUUCGGGUGUCCCGCAAGCUGCCGGAUACUGCGACUCCGUUCAUCGACCCUCCGUUCCAAGCGUAUGGGGCCAUGCCGUGCUGGUGCAUCAUCCAGAACGUUCGAAUGCCUCGGCCUAUUGCUGGUGACGUGAUGGUGGAGUGCUCGGUCAAAGGCACAGAGGAGUGGUCGGGGUGGACAAAUCCGAAUCGCCCAUUCCACAGGGUUCUCGCCAGCAUGCCGGACGAGCCUUGCCUGUUCGAGGUUGCGGCGUUCAUGCCGGACGUUCCAAUUUCGAUUCGCGCCGAGGUUCGAGCGCUGUUGGUAAAGCUCUGGCGGCAGUUCACGAGUCGAUCUGUCGGCCGUACUGAGAAGAACGACCUAGGCUUCUCACUGUUCGAACGAGGGCAUUGGAUUUCGACGACUGCCGUGGAGCGUUUCCUCCAGGUUAUGGCAGAGACCUUCGGUGAGGAAUCGCCUGAGUACUGCGCGAUCCUGGCGGCGUGGGUCAAGUACAACCACGAGCGCAACAACUGUGCAGACCGCCUGCGUCUGCAGAUCCCGAAGCGCUGGUGGCAGUGGUGCUUCCCAUCCUUUGCUGGCCACAUCUCGUGCGAGACCGAAACCAUGCUCGAGCCUUCGGUGCUCCAGUAUUCGUUCGAGAACUUGACGUGGGCGCCUCGGUCGGAUGAUUGGGUUUCAGAGUGUCUAGAGCUGGAUGGACACCAGCCUUGGCGCAACUGUUGGGUGGAUGUGCCGUCCGAGCACCCGUACAACACAACCUUCGCUCCGUGCAACCCCAUGGUUCCACUCUUCGUUCCGCGUGGCAUGACUGUUCGUGAAGUCGCGACAGCUGUUACGAUCAACCCGGUGCUGGACCCUCGCCGUGUUACGGCCCCGUGGGAGGACGGGCAGCCAGGUGAAGACGAAGUCUCGGAAGAGGAGGAGGUCGAGGAGCUGAUCGAAGAGAUCGAGUCUCCGGUUGCUGAAGAGUCUUCGGAAAAGGCUCAGGACGAAGAAACUACACAAGCGCUAGGAGCUCAAGAUGCAGCAACGGCAACGAAGGACUCGGUUCAAGAUCGCGUCGCGGCUUUGGAGGCCCCUGUUGAGGAGGCCUCAGCCAGCGAGACUCCUGCUGACACGCCAAGUUCGUCUCCAAGUGCUGCUGAUCGAGCUACCACGCGGGGCGAAGCUUCACCGGCUGCGCGUCUCCGCGUUUUGACCAAGGUUGCGUCGUCCUCGGACGCCUAA